CUUAAACAGCACAACUUAGUAUUCGCAUCGUUGUAUCCCCAACAAAGAGAUAUGUCCAAGUUCGGUGUGAAAAAAUUACUCGUGACACUCGCCUCUAUUUCGGGAGUUGGAAAGCCGAGUGUUGCCCACAUCCUGAUCGUGGUAUUUCUGGAAUAUUUCGCCUGGGGACUGCUAACCAUGCCCAUGAUAGCCACUCUGAAGGAAACCUUUCCGGAUCGCACUUUCCUGAUGAACGGUUUGGUCAUGGGCGUCAAGGGAAUACUCUCGUUUCUAUCGGCACCUCUGAUCGGAGCUCUAUCCGAUAUCUAUGGACGAAAGAUGUUGCUGCUGAUCACAGUGAUAUUUACCUGCCUUCCGAUCCCCGUGAUGACGAUCAAUAACUUGUGGUUCUUUGUGAUCAGUUCGAUUAGUGGAGUUUUGGGUGUAAGCUUCUCUGUUGUCUUUGCCUAUGUGGCGGAUGUUACGACAAAGGAAGAGCGUUCCAGAUCUUAUGGACUGAUAUCGGCCACCUUUGCCGCCAGUUUGGUGAUUGCCCCGGCUUUGGGUAACCUUAUAAUGGAUCUUUAUGGAAUUAAUACUGUGGUACUUAUAGCUACAAUGGUUUCUACAGCAAAUGUGAUGUUUGUGCUGUUGGCAGUUCCGGAAAGUUUGCCCAGAAAAGUGAGAUCCACCGGACUGAGCUGGAAACAAGCGGAUCCAUUUCUUUGCCUACUAAGAGUUAGCUCAGAUCCCAAUAUCCUGAUACUCUGCAUCGUGGUCUUUAUGUUCCUGCUCCCCGAAGCUGGUGAAUAUUCCAGUGUACCUGCAUAUCUUAAGCUAACAAUGGGAUUUGAUUAUGUGGAACUCUCUACUUUGGUAGCCUUUAUGGCCAUUUUAAGCAUAACUGCGAAUGUGACUUUGGGAUCUCUGGUAAAAACUAUAGGUGCCAAGAGAGCGAUAAUAUUGGGUCUAUUUCUGGAACUACUGCAAUUGAUCCUGUACGCCGUUGGAGUGGAAAAAUGGCAAAUGUGGCUGGCUGGAAAUGUGGCCGCCCUGAGUUCGAUUACUUUUCCUGCAGUAAGUGCCUACGUUUCGCUCUAUACGGAUGGUGAAAGUCAGGGAGCAGUUCAGGGAAUGAUUACCGGAAUGUCGGGAUUAUGCAAUGGCCUGGGACCCGCCGUAUUUGGUAUACUAUUCUAUAUCUCGGAUAUGGACUUGAGUGAGGAUCGGAUUCCAAUGGGGAGUAUUAAAAGAGAUCACACUGUUGCCGGUCCCUUUAUGUUUGGAGCCAUCUAUGUGUUUAUCGGCAUUCUAUUGGCCUCGUAUAUCCCAGAUGAAAAGGAGUCUAGGGGAAGGAAAGAGGAGUUCUCUGCCCUGAAGUAUAUCAUCGAAAUGGAAGACGAUAUUUAAUGAUUACUCUUAAAAUUUUUAAUAUUGUAAACAUUUUUUAUUUUAUUUUUUAUUUAAGUUAACCGAAAUAUAUAUGUUUUUGUAAUUUAGUG
Molecule: messenger RNA, 1481 nt
Organism: Drosophila takahashii
Lineage: Eukaryota; Metazoa; Arthropoda; Insecta; Diptera; Drosophilidae
Product: hippocampus abundant transcript 1 protein
Biological process (GO): transmembrane transport
Cellular component (GO): membrane
Molecular function (GO): transmembrane transporter activity
Source: RefSeq, a predicted model, not a curated record